AUGACCGGGGUGGUGGUGGGGCUGGAUUUGGAUAGGUCAAAAGUGGUGGACUUCAGUGACUUUCUCUACAUGGAUCAGGAGAGGCUCAUCUACAAGCGUCCUGUGGUGGAGAGUGACAUGGCGGGAUUCCUCAAGCCCUUUACUUUUACCUCAUGGGUGAUGGUGCUGGCGGCCCUGGUGGCGAUGGCUGGCGUGGUGCUGCUCACAAGCCAAGUCUCGCCUCAGCCCGUUCGUCCCUCCUCCAGGAGAGACGAUGAAGGUUCCAGGGAGCAAGAGACAGUCUGGAACACUCUGCUGGACGCUGGACUGUGGAGCGUGGCCGUGUCCUUGGCGCAGUCCUCCACUCUGGUGCCACGUGGGUUAAGGCAGCAGGCAGUGGUGGGCAUGUGGCUGCUAUUGGCUCUGAUCAUCUCCACGGUGUAUCGCUCUAACCUGAAGGCCAUGCUGAUCAAGCCGCGCCUCAUCCUGCCCUUUAGUAACCUGGAGGAGCUGGUGGAGACGAGGAUUCCCUGCUUCACUUUCCGCGGCACCCUCCUGCACCGGAAUAUUGAGGCGAGGGGCGUGGUCUUACCUGCUUCAAGAGGAGGAGGAAGAACAUGAAAAUAUCUCUUGAAAUUAGUCUU
Portunus trituberculatus (swimming crab) is the source of this 623-nucleotide messenger RNA. Its product is annotated as glutamate [NMDA] receptor subunit 1-like. The record is from RefSeq and is a predicted model, not a curated record. NCBI's taxonomy places the organism in Eukaryota, Metazoa, Arthropoda, Malacostraca, Decapoda, Portunidae. The transcript has 4 exons. Gene Ontology annotation, molecular function: ligand-gated monoatomic ion channel activity. Gene Ontology annotation, cellular component: membrane. The coding region runs from base 1 to 600 and encodes 199 amino acids.